Messenger RNA from Knipowitschia caucasica, 3129 nucleotides. The record is from the annotation of a GenBank genome assembly. NCBI's taxonomy places the organism in Eukaryota, Metazoa, Chordata, Actinopteri, Gobiiformes, Gobiidae.
AUGGCGUCGGCUGCUUCUAUUCACGGAGCCUCCCCGCUGUCUGCUAAAGUGGUCGGGUCAUUUGCUUAUCUCACUGUUAAGGACAGAAUGCCCAUCAUUCUCACUAAAGUCAUAGACACGAUUCACCGCAAUAAAGACAAGUUUUUUGAAGAAUACGGAGAGGACGGCAUAGAGGCUGAAAAAAGAGCAAUAUCAUUCUUGUCGAAACUAAGGAAUGAGGUACAAACAGACAAGCCGAUAGCAGAGCUCACAGACGGCCUGAGAGAUGUGGAAGCCUGGAAUCAGCACCUCCAGAAACACCAGGCCGUACAAGGAGGGAAGGAGUCUGUGAGCUGGUUCAAAUCUCCUUGGCUUUAUGUGGAAUGUUACAUGUACCGAAGAAUACAAGAGGCCAUUUGGCUCAAUCCUCCCAUAAAUGAGUUUGACUUUUUUAAUGAAGCAAAAACUCAGAGCUUCUUUGAGUCUCAGAAAGCUACAAUUGCUCUAUGUACGUUUCUGGAAGCACUUAAAAAGGAUAAAGAUGGACUGUCUAAAAAUCAAUUAUUAGAUAAUUUCAUCAAGCUAUUACAGGUGUCUCUCUGGGGGAACAAGUGCGACCUCUCCAUCUCUGCAGGCCAGGAGAACUCUCAAAAAGACAGUCCUAUUGAAGCUCUCCCCAACCUGAAACCAUUCAUCUUGGUGGAUGAUUCUGAUAUGGUAUGGGCGACUCUAACCUCUUCCAAAAGCACUGACAUUUCAAGAAAAAGAGUCGACAUUGUUCUGGACAACGCUGGAUUUGAAUUAGUUUCUGACCUGGUGCUGGCUGAUUUCCUGGUUUCAUUUCAUUUGGCUGAUGAAAUUCAUUUCCAUGGGAAGUUAUUUCCAUGGUUUGUUUCUGAUGUCACUGCGAAAGACUUUGAGUGGACCAUCAGACAGACGAUGGCAGCCAAUCACAAGUGGAUGUCUAAAAGCGGCGUUCAGUGGAAGAAGUACCUCAAGGAUGGAGUGUGGUCCUAUCAUGACCAUGCGUUCUGGACUCAGCCUCAUGAGUUUUGUGACAUGGCAAUAGAGGCUCCAGACUUGUAUGGAAAACUUAGAGGAGCUGAUCUGGUGUUGUUUAAAGGGGAUUUAAACUACAGGAAGCUAACUGGGGACAGAGACUGGGACUUCACUGUCAACUUUGAUACUGUUCUGCGAGGUUUUGAACCAUCAGCCCUCUGCAGCCUGAGAACUCUAAAAGCUAAUGUCCAGGUGGGUUUGCAGCCUGGACAAGGGGAGCAGCUCAGCUCCCAAGAACCAAACUGGAUGACCAGUGGCAAGUAUGGGGUCAUUCAGUUCCAUAAACCACAUUUAGACCAGCAGAGUGUUGAGGAGAGCAGGCAGCUUUGCAGAGCCAGGACCAGCCCCGAACUGGAGAGCCUAUCUCCACCACGUGCCCCAUCUCCACCCCCUCUCAGCGGCAUGUACCCAGAAGAGAGCAGGGGGACUGGAGGGGUCGCCCCUGUGGACUUCCUGGAUGAGACAUACGACUACACCACAUCCACCCUGUACCCCAGCACGGGCUAUUUCCCAGCGCCUCUAGACGCCCCUGGACCACCCUCUGAGGGGAGCCUGCAGUCUCUGGGCAGUGGUCCUAACAGUCCUUUGAUGUUCGUGCCCUCGAGCCCCCGCCUCAGUCCCUUCAUGCAUCCACCAAGCCACCCGUAUCUGGACCCCAGCUCCACCUCCAUCUACAGGCCUGGAGUGAUGUCAUCUCAGCAGGCAUCCAGAGAGGAGCACAGUGGGGCAGAGGAAGCCUUCAGAGUGGGUGAACCUGGACCAGGGAGCGCAGUCGGACCUAGAGUCGGUCCUGGAGGCUUCGAAUUGGCUAAAGAGACACGCUUUUGUGCAGUGUGCAGUGACUACGCCUCCGGGUAUCACUAUGGGGUGUGGUCGUGUGAGGGCUGUAAGGCCUUCUUCAAGAGGAGCAUCCAAGGUCACAAUGACUAUAUGUGCCCAGCGACCAAUCAGUGCACCAUUGACAGGAACCGGAGGAAGAGCUGCCAGGCCUGCCGUCUCAGAAAGUGUUACGAAGUUGGAAUGAUGAAAGGAGGUAUCCGCAAAGACCGAGGUCGAGUUGUGCGACGCGACAAGAGAAAGCCUGACAAAGAUAAAAACGCAAAGGGCUCACAUCCCAGAACAGCGCCUCUGCAGGACAAGAGGCAGUAUGUCAGCAGUUCAGGAGGACAAGCCAAGUUGUCCAUCACCGGGAUGUCUCCUGACCAGGUACUUCAGUUGUUGCAGGGAGCUGAGCCCCCGAUCCUCUGCUCUCGUCAGAAGUUAAGUGGGCCGUACACAGAGAUCACCAUGAUGACUCUGCUCACCAGCAUGGCUGACAAAGAGCUGGUGCACAUGAUCGCCUGGGCCAAGAAACUACCAGGUUUUUUGCAGCUCUCGCUGCACGACCAGGUGCUGCUGCUGGAGAGCUCGUGGCUGGAGGUGCUGAUGAUCAGCCUGAUCUGGAGGUCCAUCCACUGUCCCGGAAAACUCAUCUUUGCUCAGGACCUCAUCCUGGACAGAAGUGAAGGUGACUGUGUGGAGGGCAUGGCUGAGAUCUUUGAUAUGUUGCUGGCCACAGCCUCUCGUUUCCGCAUGCUCAAACUCCGACCAGAGGAGUUCAUCUGCCUUAAAGCCAUCAUCCUGCUCAACUCUGGUGCCUUCUCCUUCUGCACUGGAACAAUGGAGCCGCUUCAUGACGCUGCUGCUGUUCAGAGCAUCCUGGACACCAUCACCGACGCCCUCAUCUACCACAUCAGCCAAUCAGGAUACAGCGGGCAGCAGCAGGCCAGGAGACAGGCCCAACUGCUGCUGCUUCUGUCCCACAUCCGCCACAUGAGCAACAAGGGGAUGGAACACCUCUACAGCAUGAAGUGCAAGAACGUAGUGCCUCUGUACGACCUUCUGCUGGAGAUGCUGGACGCUCACCGCCUUCACCGCCCGGUCCGGACCCCCCAGGGCGGCUCCCUGGACGACGGCAGCCCCUCUUACGACAUCGGCAGCGGCUCCAGCUCAGACCCCUGCCGUGCCCCGGAGGGAGGAAUCAAAAUGUCCUCUCCAAGUCCCAUGCAGUUCGGGGGCUCCGUAGAAGAUGACUGUACUCUCAUUUCCUGA